CCACUCCCUGCAUAACCUGUACGUGGCGGUGUCAGAGCCCAGCCUGGGGGUCCCCCAGUACAUGUCCAUUGGAUACCUGGAUGGGAUCCCCUUCGUGCGCUACGACAGCGAGCGGGGCCGGGCGGAGCCGCUGACACAGUGGAUAAAGGAUGGAGUUGAGCCGGGAUAUUGGGAUGGGCAGACCCAGAUUGCUGUGAGGAACCAGCACGUGGCUGCCAGGAACCUGGAGAUACUGCGGGAGCGAUACAACCAGAGCGGGGGUCUCCACACAUGUUUGCGAGUUUCUGGCUGUGACCUCCUGUCCGACGGGAGCAUCCGUGGAUCUGAGCGGUACAGCUACGACGGACGGGAUUUCAUCUCCUUUGACCUGGGAUCCGGGAGAUUCGUGGCGGCCGACAGCGCUGCCGAGAUCACCAGGAGACGCUGGGAACAGGAAGAGGAACCUGAGAGGUGGACGAAUUACCUGAAGCACGAAUGCCCGGAAUGGCUCCGGAAAUACGUCGGAUAUGGGCAGAAGGAGCUGGAGCGCAAAGAGCCCCCUGAUGUCCACGUGUCCGGAAGAGAGGAACACGGGACGCUGAUCCUGUCCUGCCACGCGUACGGAUUCUACCCCAGCACCAUCACAGUCAGCUGGAUGAAGGGGGGGGAUACCUUGGAUCAGGAGACGCAGUGGGGCGGGAUCGUUCCCAACAGCGACGGCACCUUCCACACCUGGGCCAGGAUCGAGGCGCUGCCGGAGGAGCGGGAGCAGUACCGGUGCAGGGUGGAGCAUCCCGGAAUGCUGGAGCCCGGGAUCUUCGCUUGGGAGCCAUCUGGCGGGAAUCUCACCGUGGUGGUCGCUGUGUCCGUCAUCGCUGCCAUCCUCAUCCUCGUUGCCCUCAUCGGAUUCGUUGUCUGGAAGCUCCAGUCCGGGAGGAGGGACAGGAAUGGAUACAACCCGGCAGCCGGUGAGUUCCAGCAGCGGAUCCGGCUCUGGAUCCCCCCUGUGCGGAUCCCAGAACGGAUCCUGGGGUUAAUCCUGGUGUGUGAUCCGUGCUGGAAUCUCAUGGAUCUUCUCUUUCUGCAGGAAAGGACGCGGGAACCACUGGCUUGAGCACAGGAAUCACUGCCUGAGCAAUCCACAGAGCUGGAUCCAGCCCCUUCCCUCUUCCCAGGAAAGCUGAGAGCUGCCAGCAGAGCUCAUCCCGCUGCUUCCACUCAUG
Messenger RNA from Motacilla alba alba, 1202 nucleotides. RefSeq names its product class I histocompatibility antigen, F10 alpha chain-like. The transcript is spliced from 6 exons. Bases 62 to 1093 code for a protein of 343 amino acids. Gene Ontology annotation, biological process: immune response. The record is from RefSeq and is a predicted model, not a curated record. Lineage: Eukaryota; Metazoa; Chordata; Aves; Passeriformes; Motacillidae. Gene Ontology annotation, cellular component: external side of plasma membrane.